GCCAGCCCUGAUUUCCCCAGUGGAUGGGACACAGGAUCCCAUUUCAGUGCCUGCAGCAGAUCAGACACAGAUCCAGAGCAAUCCAAGACCUGCAGGAGGAGGCUGUGGCUGUUCCCAACAGGCACAUCCAGCUGGAGACACGAUGUCUCCAGCGCUUCCCAUCCUCUUCACCAUCCUGCUCCUCUCAGCCGGGGCCUCUGGAGCACCGAGUUAUGUGGUGGUGUCCCCGGCCGUGCUGUACCACCCUCACCCUGCCACGCUCUGGGUGCACCUCAGUGACCUCCAGGGGCCCGUCCAGGUCCAUGUCCAGCUGCAGGGGGACAGCAGGACACCUCCCACCACCCUGCUGACGAGAGAGGUUCUGGAGCCUCAUCUGCACCUGAAUGUCACCUUCCCUGCUCCAGCCCCUGCCAGAGGGAAGGAGGAAAUCGUGGCCCUGCACGUCUCAAUCCAAGGAGAUUCCUUGAAUGUCUCCGAGUCGAAGAAGGUGAUGCUGAGAGCUCUGAAGCCCGGGAUCUUCAUCCAGACAGACAAGGCUGUCUACAAGCCCGGGCAGGAAGUGAAGUUCCGAGUCGUCUCUUUGGAUAAAGACCUGACCCCCAGCAACCAGAAGCUGCCCCUGGUGUUCCUGAAGGAUCCCAGUGGGAACCGCAUUGCACAGUGGCGGGAGGUGACCCCUCGGCAGGGAAUCGUGGAUUUGUCCCUCCCGCUGGCCUCGGAGCCGGCCCUGGGCACCUACACCAUCAGCGUGGAGGGGAAGAGCCAUUCCUUCAGCGUGGAGGAAUAUGUGCUGCCCAAGUUUGAGGUGAUCAUUCAUCUCCCCAGCGUGCUGCGGCAGAAGGACGAGAAGUUCCCUGUGGAGAUUUGUGGGCGCUACACUUAUGGGAAGCCUGUCCAGGGGAAGGUCCAGGCUGACUUGUGCUUCAGCCAGAGUCUCUCACCUUACCAGAGGAGGAAGACCUGCACGCAGGUUACUGGGCAGACGGAGAAGAAUGGCUGCUUUUCCACAGAGGUUUCGCUGGCUGCCUUUGAGACCAUCUGGAAGUUGAGGGAGGAACUUGAAGUCAAGGCAUUGCUGGUGGAGGAUGGGACAGGGCUGGAGAUGAAGAGCACCAAGAGCUGCAAGGUUUUACCCGACACAGUCACGAUCAUCUUUGAGAAGACUGACCACGUCUACAAGCCCGGCCUCCCCUACACCGGGACGAUCCGGCUGCAGGAAGCCGAUGGCCCUGGGCUGCCCCAGAGGCAGGUCCUGCUCUCGGUCAGGAGCCGGGGGCAAGAGGAGAUACACAGCUUCCUUACAGACAGCUCAGGGAGAGCCUCCUUCCAGCUGGACGCCUCUGGCUGGAGUGGUAGAGUCUCCUUGCGGGCUCAAGUCAACAGGACAGCUGAGAGCAAGGAGGACUCAGCAGGCGGCUUCGGAAUUGCCUUUCUGACAGUCGUGCCCUACUUGUCGAAGAGCAGAAGCUUCCUGCACAUCCGUGACCCGGAGGGGGAGCUGCCCUGCGGCCAUUCCCAGCUGUUCCACGUGGAUUCCAUCUUUGGCAAGGAGGCUUUAGGCAGUGAGCUGAAGAGCCUGGAUCUGGUUUUCAUGGUCCUGGCCAAGGGUACCAUUACCAGCAUCUUCAGGAAAGAGGUCGCUGCAGAGCCUGGACAGAGAGUCUCCCUCACCCUGGAGCUGCCCAUUGGGCUGGAGCUGGCGCCCAUGGCCAGGCUUCUGGUCUAUGUGGUGCUGCCCAACGGCGAGAUGGUGGCUGACAGCACCGAGCUCUAUGUGGCCAAGUGCUUCCCCAACCAGGUGAAGAUGGCAUUUUCAGAGGCCAGGGCCCUGCCUGGGGCGGCACUGAGGCUGCAGCUGGGGGCUGCCCCAGGCUCCCUGUGUGCUGUCCGAGCCGUGGAUCGCAGUGUGCUGCUCCUGAAGCCCGAGGCUGAGCUCAACGCCGAGGCUAUCUACAAAGCACUGCCCGAAUUCAACUACCCCUACAGCAUCCAGGAUGGACCAACACCCUGUUACUUUUACUGGCGAGACACCAGGAUGGAAACCUACAAGUUAUUCCAGCUUGCAGCACUGAAGCUCUUCACCAAUGCCAAUACCAAGGAGGAUUGCCAGCCCAUGUUCUAUUCCCGCCUCGUUGGACUGGCAGGUCCUGCAGGAGCAGUGGCACAACCCAAUUAUGUGAGGGAAAGCAGCAUUAUCCCAGAACUUGCAGAAGUGUCCAACAAAGCUUUCCCCGUCGAGGGCGGGGAAGAGCCCCCAGCACCCCGGACGUAUUUCCCAGAGACGUGGCUGUGGGACCUGGUCCCUGUGGGGGAGGGUGGCUCUGCCGAGGUGACAGUGACAGUGCCCGACGCCAUCACGGAGUGGGAGGCCGGGAUGUUCUGCAUGGCCCCGCAGGGCCUGGGGCUGUCCCCUGCUGUCACCCUCACAGCCUUCCAGCCGUUCUUCGUGGAACUGGCACUGCCCUACGCCGUGGUGCGCCACGAGACCUUCACCCUCAGGGCCACCGUCUUCAACUACCUGCGCCAGUGCCUGAGGGUUCAGGUGACACUGGCAGAGUCGGCAGAGCUGGAGGUGUCACCAGGUGCAGAGGACACCUACAGGAGCUGUGUCUGUGCAGACGAAGCCAAGACCUUCCAGUGGGGCGUGCGAGCCACCAGUCUGGGGGAGGUGAACAUCACCGUGAGCACUGAGGCCCUCAGCUCCACCGAGCCCUGUGGCAAUGAGCUGCCCCUGGUGCCAGCCCAGGGCCGUGUGGACACUGUGAUAAAGCCCCUGCUGGUGCAGCCCGGGGGGAUCCUGGUGGAGAAGGCUCACAGCUCCCUGCUCUGCCAGGAAGGUGCUGAAGAAGUCUCCUUGGAGAUUCCUCCAAACAUCCUGGAGAGCUCCCAGAGAGCCCACGUCACCGUGAUGGGUGACAUCCUGGGCAAUGCCCUGCAGAACCUGGACAAUCUCCUGGCCAUGCCCUACGGCUGUGGGGAGCAGAACAUGGUUCGCUUUGCCCCCAACAUCUACAUCCAGCAGUACCUGGAGAAGACGGGGCAGCUGCUGCCGGACAUCCGUGCCAAGGCACAGGGGUUCCUGCAGAGCGGGUACCAGCGGGAGCUGCUGUACAAACACGACGAUGGCUCCUACAGUGCCUUUGGGAAGAGUGAUGGCAAGGGCAAUACCUGGCUCACGGCGUUUGUCCUCAAGUCUUUCGGGCAGGCCCGAGCCUACGUGGCCAUCGAGGAGCGGCACAUCACGGAUGCGCUGCGCUGGCUGCAGCAGCACCAGAGGAAGAGCGGCUGCUUCCGCAGCAUGGGCAAACUCUUCAACAACGCCCUGCAGGGUGGUGUCUCAGACGAGCUCUCACUCUCGGCGUAUGUGACAGCAGCGAUGCUGGAGCUGGGGCUGCCCACGCUGGAGCCGACGGUGAGCUCAGCCCUGAAGUGCCUGGAGGCUUCUCCCACGGACAACCCGUACACACAAGCCCUGCUCGCCUACGUGUUCGGGCUGGCGGGGCUGCGGGAGCAGCAGCAGGCGCAGCUGCAGCGCCUGGCCCAGCACAGCGUCAGCACAGAGGGGCAGCUCUACUGGCAGAGGAAGGAGAAGGCUGAGAAGCCCUCGGAGCUGUCCUGGGCUGAGGCUGCACCGGCCGAGGUGGAGAUGACAGCCUAUGUGCUGCUGGCCUACCUGUCCCAGCCCUCCGUGUCCCCUGCUGACCUGGGGACAGCGUCCCAGAUCGUCCGCUGGCUCUGCAAGCAGCAGAACCCCUAUGGGGGCUUUGCCUCCACUCAGGACACCGUGGUGGCCCUGCAAGCCCUGGCCAAAUACGCCUCCCUGACCUCUGGCAGCAACGGGGACCUCACGGUGACGGUGACAUCGCCCACGGGGACAGUACAGGACUUUGUGCUGGACAGCAGCAACCGGCUGGUGCUGCAGCGGGCAGCCCUGGCCGAGCUGCCGGGCACCUACAGGCUGCAAGCCCGUGGGCAGGGCUGUGCCCUGGCACAGGUGACCCUGCGCUAUAACGUGCCCCCCCCGCCCAGCACGGGCGCGUUUGAGCUGCGGGUGGAGACGGAGCCGCUGCCUGGCACACAGAACCCCCAGUUCCUGCUGCGGCUCUGGGCACGGUACACUGGGGAGCGUCCUGCCACCAACAUGGUUGUCAUCGAGGUCAAGCUGCCAUCGGGCUACAGCCCGGACAAGAAAUCUGUGGUGGAGCUGAAGAGGCAGAACCUGGUGAAGAAGGUGGAGGUGCAGCCCGAUCAGGUGACCAUUUACCUGGAGCAGCUGAGCAAGGAGGAGGAGACCUUUUCCUUCCGAGCCCAGCAGGACUUCCUGGUGAGCAACCUCCAGCCGGCCACCGUGUCCCUGUACGACUACUACGAGACAGGUGACCAUGUGGAUGUGGCCUACACUGCACCCCCCAGCUCAGAGGAGAAGGAAAACGUCUAACUCAGCCUGGAGCCUGACAGCCCAUCCCUGCUCCAGCUCCCGUGGCCACCAAGGACAGGGAUGACUGAGGUCUCCGCUCCCACCCUGGCCCUGGUCCCGACUCUCCACGGGGGCAGGAGGCGGCCCAGAGACCCUCCCAGCACCACUGGCCCCCAGCAGGGCCCCUCUGGAUGGAGCUACAGCUCCCCCCACCCCAGGAUCUGCAGGCGAGGGGCUCCUGCAGGCCCAAGGACACGCAUUUCUCCAGCCCUGCCACACGGUGGACUUGGCUGAGCAACCACUGUGGGAACUUCACAGGGACACCCCUGGGCCACCUCCUGCCACCCCUGCAGGGGGCUCUGGGGUGCCAGCUCUGGCCUCUCCCCUUUCCACAGCACCUGAAGGGGACCUAGAGCUCCUCCCUGCUGCCAAAGCCUCCCUGGCAGGUCCCUACCACCCCUCACCCCAGCCCCCUCCCCAGCACUGACAUAGCACCAGUGUCACCACGAGGGACUUGGGGACAAUCUGCAAUCCCAGCACAAACCAGUCAGGUGCCUCUUGGAGAGAAGCUAGGGCCUGGUGGACCCCAGCCCCUGCCCUGGGUCUAAAUAAAGCCAUAUAGUCAGGCA
Molecule: messenger RNA, 5046 nt
Organism: Sturnus vulgaris (Common starling)
Lineage: Eukaryota; Metazoa; Chordata; Aves; Passeriformes; Sturnidae
Product: alpha-2-macroglobulin-like protein 1
Cellular component (GO): extracellular region
Molecular function (GO): endopeptidase inhibitor activity
Source: RefSeq, a predicted model, not a curated record